AUGCUCGACACGCAAGUGGGGAAGCGGAAUGUUGUCAUCGAUUUGAAGAGUGUUGAAGGGAAAUUGGAGUUCAGGGCGCUACUUGAAGAGCGGGAUGUUUUGUUGGAUAAGUAUAGACCUGGGGUGAUUGGUCGGAUGGGAUUUGGGAUGAGAUUGUGCGGCGGAGGGGGAGGGGAUUAUGUGUGCGCGGGAGCAAACGUAUGGGUGGCAUGGGGAGCGGUAGGAUCGCUGGAAGGUUGCUGGGGACUUGAUGAGUCUGCCGCGCCGUUGCUUCUGAACUCGGAUUAUCAGACGGGCGUUGUUGGCGCCAUUGGAAUCACGCAUGCACUGUAUCAACGUGUUGAGGAGGAAGACUCCUGUAACGUUGACACCUCUCUGAAUCAGUUCAACAACCGGUACCUGGAUCUAACUCUCCAUGAAGAAGAGGCAGUAGCACCCAUCAAAGCCAAAGACCUCGAGUUUAAAGUUCUCAGUCAUGACACUGACUUGUUCACACUGGUCAGUAUGACGAAGCAGAGUUUGCGCAAGAGUCACGGCAGUGGAAAAGACGAGCUCUUCGAUCCACCUCGGUUCACCGUAGUCGAGAUGUGCUAG
This is a messenger RNA of Penicillium cinerascens, 594 nucleotides long. RefSeq lists its product as uncharacterized. Bases 1 to 594 code for a protein of 197 amino acids. The record is from RefSeq and is a predicted model, not a curated record. Gene Ontology annotation, molecular function: catalytic activity. The transcript is spliced from 3 exons. Lineage: Eukaryota; Fungi; Ascomycota; Eurotiomycetes; Eurotiales; Aspergillaceae.